Molecule: messenger RNA, 819 nt
Organism: Maudiozyma barnettii
Lineage: Eukaryota; Fungi; Ascomycota; Saccharomycetes; Saccharomycetales; Saccharomycetaceae
Gene: AIM25
Product: Aim25p
Exons: 1
Coding region: 1-819 (272 amino acids)
Biological process (GO): plasma membrane phospholipid scrambling
Cellular component (GO): plasma membrane
Molecular function (GO): phospholipid scramblase activity
Source: RefSeq, a predicted model, not a curated record
AUGAGUUCGAGCGCGAUAAGAUUAAGUGGUGUUAGAAGUUUAUUAAGUAAUCCUAUAUUGAUAUUGGAAAGACAAAUAGAGUUCGGAAACAUUAUAUUUGGCUUUGAACAAAACAAUCGAUAUAGGAUAAGUAAUGUGAACAAUGAAACUGUUGGAUGGGCAGUAGAGAGACAGAGGUCUUUUGGGCAAAUGAUGAUGAGGCAGUUGACUAAACUUCAUCGUCCAUUUGUUGUAGAUCUUUUUGACCAGAACGAUAAUUAUUUGUUCAAGAUAGACAGAAAAUUUUCCUUUAUUAAUUCAAAACUUAAAGUGUGGUCAAAUGAUGAAUAUACGAAUAAUGAGCCAACAUCUGAAGGUAUUCUAAUUGGAGAAACUGUUCAAAGUUGGCAUUUAUGGAGAAGAAGAUACAAUUUAUUUGUCCAAGAGUUUAAGAAGAGGCAACAUAAUGAAAAUAUUGACGGUGGUGAUAGUGCAUCGCAUAUGUUAAGUCAAUUUGGUGCAAUUGAUGCCCCAUUUCUCUCCUUUGAAUUCCCAUUGAUGGAUGAGCAAAACAAAAUUUUAGCAAGUGUUGACAGAAAUUGGGUAGGUUUAGGUAGAGAGUUCCUUACUGACACAGGUGUGUAUGUUGUUCGAUUUGAUGCUAAGAAUAGUUUCAAAGGUGUUUAUGAUCCUAGUGUUUUAAGUGACCAUGUAUUAAACCUAGAUCAAAGAGCAAUCCUACUAGCAAAUGCAAUCUCCAUUGAUUUUGAUUAUUUUUCGAGACAUUCUAGGGGUCUUGGAAGUGGAGGAUUCUUACCAUUCGGUGUAUAUGAUGAAUGA